UUUUUGCACUGGUGUGACUGAAUUUAGGAGAGAUACAUUCAUGUGUCAUAGCUCCUCCUGGCCAAUUGCAUGCAUUUUGUUUCGUACUUUACUAGUUUCCUGCUGCUAGGGAGAACAGAGAACUGUGAAGCCUGAUUUCAUUUUCAGCUGCUGCGGUGGAUUUAACGUGUGCUAAAGUUCCUCAGCCAUUCCAUUUACUGAGAUGAACUAAAGCUGGAAAAGACAUAGGAUCAGCAUUUCUUUUAUGGGAUUUGCAACGUGCUUCAGCUGCAAAAUGAUGAAGAUGCUAUGGAAUGCAGGUGUUUCAUUCUCAUUUUCCUUGUCUGCAACACUGUGCUUAUUAAACUGGACAGCAGCCCUAGACAUACCACUUGAGGCCUUAGGUCAUACAAACAUUGAACAACUUCCAACGAUCACAGAGCAGUCACCGACCUCUCAAGUAGCGUUUCCCUUCGAUGAAAAGUUUCCAAUUAAAUGCGAAGCAAAAGGGAAUCCGCACCCAGAAUUUAAAUGGACUAAGGACGGUCAGCCUUUCGAUCCCUCAAACGACCCACGGGUGACUAUGGUUGAAAAUUCAGGAACAUUUAUAAUCGGAAACAGUGGAAACAUAUCAGAGUUCCAGGGUGUUUAUCGCUGUUCUGCCACGAACAAACUGGGAACAGCCAUUUCAGAAGAGAUUGAAAUCAUAAUACCAACCAUCCCGAAGUUUCCUAAAGAAAAAAAUCCACCAAUAACAGUUGAAGAAGGAAAUGCUGUUGUUCUGCAGUGCAACCCUCCUAAAGGAAUCCCUCCCUUAAAAAUACACUGGAUGACAAUUAGUCUGCAGCAUAUUGAUCAAGAUGAAAGGGUUUCUGUGGGGCUCAAUGGAGAUCUGUAUUUCUCGAAUGUCUUGGAAAAGGACAGUCGGAGAGACUAUUGCUGUUUCGCAGCUUUUCCACGAAUCCGAACUAUUGUGCAGAAGACACCAAUGACGCUGAUUGUCAAUAGAAUUCAAUCUUUCAAUGACACAGAAUCAUCUGUUACCUCUGGGGCAAACUCUAUUCUGCAGAGAAGACCCAAGCUUCUGACACCCUCUGGUGGUCAUUCUACAAUAAACAUUGUGAAGGGAAAUGUACUUCAGCUCGAGUGCAUUGCAGAAGGACUCCCAACUCCUAAAAUCGAAUGGACCCGGCUGGAUGGAGAACUACCAAAAAGAGCUGCGUUUCCAAACCAGGGAAAACUCCUUAAAAUAUCUGAAGUCACAGAAGCUGAAAAUGGCUUAUAUCAGUGCAACGCUGCUAAUGCUUUGGGGAAAGUACUGCAUAACUUCCAAGUUACAGUUGAAGAGCCUCCUCGAUGGUUAUCUAAGCCUGAAAGUAUGAUAUAUACAAUUGGAGCAGAUGUUACAUUAGAUUGCAAAGCUGCUGGCAAGCCAGAGCCAACAAUACAAUGGAAAGUUAAUGGAGUGCCUCUCAGAAAUGUGCCAGUCUCCAUUGACAAUCAAAUUGUGCGCAGGAAUGUAAAAAAAACUGACAGCGCAGUCUAUCAGUGUGAAGCUUCCAACAAGCAUGGCACUAUUCUUGCCAGUGCUAAUAUCCUGGUAAUGAAUCUUCCUCCAAUGUUACUUACUGAUAAUAAUCUGGAAUAUGCAGCAGUGGAAGGGAAAGAUGUUCUCCUGGACUGCAAAGUGUUUGGAUCACCACACCCUGUAGUUGAAUGGGACAGAGAAGACUCAGCCUCUCCUGUUCAAGGUCCAAAGUAUUUUAUAUAUGAAAAUGGUUCCUUGAACAUAAAGAAUACUAUAAAGGAAGAUUCUGGGCUGUAUACCUGUUUGACUGGAAACACAGAAGGAAAAGCUGCAAUCACUGCCAUAUUAGAUAUAAGAGAUGCUACACAAAUUGUGGAACCUCCAGAAAAUAUAAAGGUUCUAAGGGGAAGCACAGCUCAAUUCACAUGUGGAGCAAAGUAUGACUCUGCUUCCGCAAAUGACUUCCAGGUUUCGUGGAAUAAAGAUAACGAGGAAAUAACUUUUAUCCACACAGACAACAGCAGAUUUUAUGUUGAAGAUGGUGUGUUGCAAAUAAUCAACGUGAGUAGUGAGGAUCAAGGAAAUUACACCUGUGUAGCUAGCACUGCCUUAGACCAAGCUCAGGAAACAGCAGCGCUUAUUGUCUUGGAUGUGCCUGACCCACCAGAAGAUCUGAAACUCUCCGAACCUAAAAACACAAGUGUGAGACUGAACUGGACCCCUGGGAACAGUCAUAACAAGCCAAUAACUGAAUUUAUUGUUGAAUAUGAAGAAUCCAGAUGGAAGCCAGGGGAUUGGCAUGAAUUGGUCAGAGUUGCUGGGAAUCACACUUCAGCACUUCUGAAGCUACAUGGCCAUGUAGACUACCAGUUCCGUGUCUCAGCAGUUAAUGAAAUUGGAAGAAGCCAACCCAGUGACCCUUCAGACAGAUACAAAACUCUACCCAGAGCGCCAGAAAACAAUCCAGGUGGUAUCGUAAUGGAAGGAAAUUUGCCUAACGAAAUUCAUAUUAAAUGGGAGCCUCUGAAGCCCAUUGAACAGAAUGGUCCUGGACUGGAGUACAAAGUAAGCUGGAGACGAAAAGGAGUUGAGGAUAACUGGAAUGAAGAAAUAGUAAAAAGGCAUUCCUUCUUUAUACGUAACACUCCGACAUUUGAACCAUACGAGAUUCAAAUCCAAGCGAUAAAUCAUCUCGGCUUUGGUCCUGAGCCAAAAGUGGUCACUGGAUUUUCAGGAGAGGAUUUCCCAGAAUCUGCUCCUCAAAAUGUUGCCGUGGAGAUCAUGAACAGCACAGUAAUCAAGGUCAACUGGUUAAGAGUUCCACAGGAGAAUAUCCGUGGCCAUCUUGGGGGAUAUAGGGUUCACUGGUGGAAGGUGAGAAGUUUGCUGGAGGAGAAGAGAGGGCAUAGCGAAAAACAUUCUUUGACAUUCCCUGGGGACAGAAACCAUGGAAUGGUUCCAGGACUGAAACCUUUCUCUGAAUACAGUCUAAUCGUUAUGGCUUUUAAUGGGAGAGGAAAUGGACCAGCAAGUGCGCCUUUCACAUUUAAAACCCCAGAAGGAGUUCCAGAACAUCCUGCUUUACUGAGAGUUGCAAGUUUCAAUAAGGAUUCAAUAACUCUGUUAUGGGUACCACCACUGGAACAAAAUGGCAUCCUCACAGGACACAUGCUGCAAUACCAACUAAUUAAUGACACUGAAGAGCUAGGCAACCUGCACAACAUCACCAUCUCAGACCUCACAGUGACCAGGUGGAAGGUUGGGGGCUUGGAGGCGAGCAGCAAGUACAAGUUCUAUAUGAGUGCCUGUACCAGGGUGGGCUGCGGAAAACCAAUUACAGAAGAAGGGAUAACCACCAUGGAAGGAGUGGUGGCAAGUGAUACAAACUCCAGACACACGCCUGAUCUUUCUAUUCCAACUACCACUCUUUCCCCAGUUGCCAAUGUCUCUCUGUCUUCCAUAGAACCAGCCUUACUGAACAUUAGUUCUUCUGUCAGUGACACCAAAGCUAACAUUAGCUGGAUUACUGGGAUGGCACAAAAGGAAUCUGAGUUUUACAUUGCAUAUAUGAAUAAUCGUAAAGGUAACUGGAAGAUUUCAGAAGCAGUAAAUAUUUCACAAAAUUUCCACAUCAUUGAGGGGCUUGAUCCUGGAUCUGAAUAUACAAUCCGUCUUAUGACUAAGAACUGGGUUGAUAAUACUAGUAUUUUUGAAGAUGUGGUCGAGACCAGGGGGAAAGCUUAUGCAGGUAUCUAUGAUGGGAUUUCCACACAAGGAUGGUUCAUUGGCGUGAUGUGUGCUGUAGCUCUUCUUACCCUAAUUAUGCUCAUUGCCUGCUUUGUACAGAGGAAUAAAGGCGGGAAAUAUUCAGUGAAAGAAAAAGAAGAUUUACAUCCAGACUUAGAAUCCCAAGGAAUUAAUGAAGAUACUUUCUGUGAAUACAGUGAUAAUGAUGAAAAACCACUAAAGGGAAGCCUUGAGUCGCUGGAUGGAGAAAUGAAAGCUGCAGAGAGUGGUGACAGUCUUGCCGGUUAUGCAGACGAAGAACAUGAUCAGUUCAAUGAAGAUGGCUCUUUUAUUGGAGAGUAUGCUGCACACAGGAACAAAGGGCCAGUGGGGGUGAAUGGAAACUCAAAAGGAUUACAUCCAGUCACUGCAUAAGGAAAUGGACACAACAAUUAUUUUGUGUCACAACUGUAGACAAUACAGUAUAGUGAACGGGAGGUUAAAACAUAUUCUCUAAAGAACAAUUUCAAAUGAGAAAUCUUAAAUAUUACUAUUGUGUCACACUGCCAUUUCAAGUUCACCGUAUGGCAAGUGCCUGCAUACUGUAUGAGACUUGGGAUAAUUGUUUUGAAAUUUAUACAUUUGUGGUUUGUUUUAUACAUUGUCUGAUGAAAUAUAAACUACUUUGCUUCUACUGUUUUUGAAAAUGCAACACUCUUCAUAUUUUGAUCUUAAGAUAAAAGUAACUGAUAUCUUCUGUAAAUUGAUGUAUGACUAAAGUGAGAAAUGCAUGUGUAGCCUUUUACUGUCAAUGUCAUAUGUAGCUGAAUAUAUUUUAUCCAGCUCCACAUGUAUAAUCCAAUGCCUAUACAUAGCAGUCACGUGUGCAUCACUAGAUAUGAAGACAGUACUGAUCUGUUGCAGCAGAAAUGUAAUAUGUAAAAAAGAACCCUGAUUAGAUAAAGAAAUGUGUUAUUGGCAAUUAUAUGUACGCUACAUGCUACUGUAACACAUGCACUAGUAAAAACUAAGAAACAAGAUUCCCUUAAAUUUGAGACUUAAACAUGUAUGCCAGUAGUUCAGAAAUGAAGUCUAGAGUUAAUGUUUUGAUUGAAAAUGUCCUUUAAUAUAACUACUUAAAGUUACCAAGUGUUUAGACUUUAGAAGCAACUCAAAUGUAUUUGUGUCAAAAGGCAGAUAAUAUUUAUCUGAACCCUAACAGUAUGUUUUAAAAAAAAAGGCAUAUUUUGUGAAAGUCAGGGGCGUGAACCAGGGCUUCGCUAUUUCCUAAUUUCACCUGUCUGUCACCAUUGACUGCGUAUUUAAACCCAACCACAGCUCAGCUCUUUCUCUUGCGUUAGCUUUUUUCCUCCUCCUCCUCCUCCUCACUUUUUUCAUUCUUUCACUGUGUCGGUGAUUCUCAUACACACACACACGCACACACACACACUUAUGUUAUUUCAAAUUUCUGCCAUAAAAACAAAUCACUGAAAGCUUCCAGGGUUUUAAUUUGUGUUUUUAGUAUUGUCACAUGACUAAUGUACUGCGCAAACAAUUUCUCAUUCAAAAGACUGCAAUCUCAUUCAAUAUAAAGUGGACACACAGAACACACAGUCACUAUAUAUAUAUAUAUAGUGUUUUAUAUUUUAUGGUUCUGUGUUAAGUUGAAACAUCUGCCUAGCUUGUGUCUGCCAGUAAAAAGAAAAGAACACAUUGUAACAUUCAGGGGCAUGAAAUUAUAAACAUUUCAACAAAUCUUCUCAAAAGGUCAACCUGUACAGUGUAUAUUUCCUUUCUUUAAAGCUGUUAUCAAAAUGCAUGGAACUUGUUGAAUAAUUACAGCUUGGUUUUAAGUACAACUACUUUGUCUUUUGUUAAGUGUGACAGAUUAUUUUAUUUAUUUUUUUUUUUUUAAUUCAAGAUUUUGCAAAUGUGUCAUUUGUGAUAUUCAUUGCAGAGAACCCAAUUGACAUUUACAGAUGUCAUGUGUUCAUUUUAGAGAAAGUCUCUCUCGACAGAUUUUGACAAGAAACAGCUUCUCUAAAUGACAAACCCUUAACAUACUGAAUCCUAUUUUGCCAGGUUGUCCCAUUUCUUUUCUCCCUCUAUGGUAUGGGUGUGCAAGCAGUUGAGAUUUAGCAUUUGUGAAAUCUGAGACGGUAUGUCAUUAGUAAUCUGUAUCUUGUAUUACCAAAAUUUCUUGCGUUAGCUUACACAAAAUAAAUUAUGGAAACAACUAAAAAAAUAUUGUUCAAUUGACAAUCAAAUCAAUAGAAAUGCGUGGGAUUGACAGGUGUGUUUUUGAUAAGAAUAAGAUGUUGUCAGAACUUGUCAGCUUCGGGCUUUUUUGGUACUAAACAUGCCAUUGUCCAAACAUAAUGGAGGUUGUUUUGCCACAAAGCAGAAAUGCAUUGCUGAUACUAGCCAGCUCCAGAUACCUCCCAUUCCUAUUGCCCAUUAAAUUCAAACUAGAGUGAUAGCGUGACCGAUUGAUUGAGCUGCAUUUGAUUAUUGAAAAAUGAGUGUAGCAGUUAACGAAACACAUUGACUUUUGACAUUGACACAAAAAAAGUGUCAGGGCUGAGUGGACCCACAUGCUGUUUUCAGAAGCCUUGCUUUUGCCAGGCCAUAAUGGGUAUCAGUCCUACAUUGGUUUGUUUUGUCUGAUUCUGUUGUGGCGGUAGCAUACUAUUUUCGACUAUUUUCUGAAAUCUGUAUCUGUUUUAUCGGUUGUUGAGUUUUUUUUCCCCCACUACACUUUUUUUUUCCUCCAGAAAAUACAUGUUGAUGAUAAUAUUAAUUAAAAUGUGGUGAUCUGGUAUUGAUCUGUUUGAACCCAAUUUUAACCUGGUCAUGCAUUUUCAGCAGUCAUUUCCCCAAUCAGAGGUUGUUUCAUACAUUCAUCUUUGGAAUAAGCUUUUUUUGUGGGUUGGAUUUAGUAAAUAAUAGUUUGAUCUGUCCUGGCAAGUAGCAAAAUAACAGGAUUGGGUUUUAUUAACUGUACAAGGCACCUGUUCUGUAGUUAAAAAUGACCUUGCACACCCUUACUUCAGUGGAAAAAAAUGGUACUGUUGAACCAAAGUUUUUUUUUUUCUUUUUUUUUUUAUCCUACUUGUACAAUAAGAUUUUCUUUCAUUACUUGUAUCAAGUUUAACAUUGACCUGUUUUUAUAAUUUGAUUUUUUUGGCAUAUCUUGGUAUUAAAGGAAUCAGCAACUGAAAAAAAAAAAGAAAGAAAAGUUUGAUAUUGUACCGUGGCAUCUGAUAAAGUUGUGAAUAAUAGCAUCCCAAUUCAUAUUUGCCACUUAUGUUUGCCAGUUUCUAUUUUCAACAGCCAGUACAAUGUGGUAGUUUAAAGCAUGAAGCAUACUUGAUAGACUAUAUGUUGCAAGCCUUUCUAUGUGUAUUUUUGCAUAUUGUAUUGUUUUAUUUUAAUAGUUUAUUAAUAAAGUUC
Polyodon spathula (Mississippi paddlefish) is the source of this 7186-nucleotide messenger RNA. Its product is annotated as neural cell adhesion molecule L1-like protein. The transcript has 31 exons. The record is from RefSeq and is a predicted model, not a curated record. The coding region runs from base 245 to 4168 and encodes 1307 amino acids. Gene Ontology annotation, molecular function: protein binding. Lineage: Eukaryota; Metazoa; Chordata; Actinopteri; Acipenseriformes; Polyodontidae. Gene Ontology annotation, biological process: cell-cell adhesion.